CCCCUUGCUGUAGUCGCUGCCGCCGCUUCUCUUUUUCGCCCCUCUGCCCUCUCUUUUCCCUGCCCUACGAACGGCGUGCGAUCCAUGGGGACGCUGGGAAGGGCGAUCUACUCCGUCGGAUUCUGGAUCCGGGAGACCGGCCAGGCCCUCGACCGCCUCGGCUGCCGCCUCCAGGGCAACUACUACUUCCAAGAGCAGUUGUCGAGGCAUCGUACGCUCAUGAACGUAUUUGACAAGGUGCCUAAUGUUCAUAAGGAUGCUUUUGUGGCUCCAAGUGCAUCUGUUAUUGGUGAUGUCCAAGUGGGCCAAGGAUCAUCAAUUUGGUACGGAUGUGUUCUGCGAGGUGAUGUAAACAGCAUACAUGUUGGCUCUGGCACUAACAUUCAAGAUAAUUCCCUGGUGCAUGUGGCAAAAUCUAAUCUGACUGGAAAGGUUCUACCAACUAUUAUUGGAGAUAACGUCACAGUAGGUCAUAAUGCUGUCUUGCAUGGAUGCACUGUUGAGGAUGAAACAUUUGUUGGAAUGGGUUCUGUCCUUCUUGAUGGGGUUGUCGUGGAGAAGCAUGGAAUGGUUGCUGCUGGAGCCCUUGUAAGGCAGAACACUAGGAUUCCAUGUGGAGAGGUGUGGGGAGGUAAUCCUGCGAAGUUUUUGAGAAAGCUGACCGAUGAAGAGAUUGCUUUUAUAUCUCAGUCUGCUACGAACUAUGCCAAUUUGGCCCAGGUGCAUGCUGCUGAGAAUGCUAAAUCAUUUGACGAGAUAGAGUUUGAGAAAGUAUUGCGCAAGAAGUUUGCACGCAGGGAUGAGGAGUACGAUUCGAUGCUUGGAGUGGUUCGUGAAGUCCCUCAAGAACUAAUUCUUCCCGACAACAUCUUACCGAACAAAUCUCCCAAGCCUUCUCAGAUAGGCUGAGAUUGCCAGCCCACCUCACCAAAUUGGUGUUGUGAGCUUGUUGUAAAGGGAUGAUGAGUUUGGUGGUUUAUGCCAUCCCAAUAAUUUCAGGUCGGUCUCAUCUCUGGGAUCGGCCAUGCACUUUUUCCCUGUUUUUUUGUUUUUUCUUGGAAUCUGAAAUUGCUUCCGGAUGAUGUGAACAAGAGACGAUGGUUUUGAUGACUCUUGUAGAGCACUUGGCAUACUUCAGAAACCUGUCUGAAUAUAGUGGUGCUUGGAGUAAUAAGUUAUUCAAUUGUGAGAUAGAAACAUCCAUCAUGGAGACACUGAAUCCAGAAGCUGAUAUCUUCUUGUUGGU
Molecule: messenger RNA, 1246 nt
Organism: Musa acuminata subsp. malaccensis (wild Malaysian banana)
Lineage: Eukaryota; Viridiplantae; Streptophyta; Magnoliopsida; Zingiberales; Musaceae
Product: gamma carbonic anhydrase 1, mitochondrial
Source: RefSeq, a predicted model, not a curated record